This is a messenger RNA of Bombus pyrosoma, 2467 nucleotides long. It is a transcript of the gene Roc2, whose product is annotated as RING-box protein 2. Gene Ontology annotation, molecular function: zinc ion binding; cullin family protein binding; ubiquitin protein ligase activity. Lineage: Eukaryota; Metazoa; Arthropoda; Insecta; Hymenoptera; Apidae. Gene Ontology annotation, cellular component: Cul5-RING ubiquitin ligase complex; nucleus. Gene Ontology annotation, biological process: ubiquitin-dependent protein catabolic process; protein ubiquitination. The record is from RefSeq and is a predicted model, not a curated record. Bases 230 to 562 code for a protein of 110 amino acids. The transcript is spliced from 2 exons.
AAAACGCGCGUUCGAAGAAAGAACACCGCUCGUAUUUGAUUCACGGUAUACCAAUACCAAAAUCGACAACGGUGUCGUUGAUAUCGUUCGAACGCGCGUGACAAAGUUGAAUAAACGCAGGGUGUGCGUCACAGGUGUGGGAUCUCUUUGAAGAUUUUCAUCGGAGACGGAUGUUUGAAUCAUUGAGAGAGUUCGCGUCGCCUCGUCGUUCCUAACCUAAAAAGUCGAAAUGGCCGAGACGGAGCAAGAUUUAGGAGAUCGUGCUGACAACGACAAUUUAAAACCGGAUAAACUGUUUAUCUUAAAAAAAUGGAACGCCGUGGCCAUGUGGAGCUGGGACGUAGAAUGUGACACUUGCGCGAUAUGUCGAGUUCAAGUAAUGGAUGCGUGUCUCCGGUGUCAAGCGGAAAGCAAAAAGGACGAUAGCCGACAAGAUUGCGUCGUAGUUUGGGGAGAAUGCAAUCAUUCGUUUCACUACUGUUGCAUGUCUCUUUGGGUGCAACAAAACAAUCGUUGUCCAUUAUGCCAACAAGAGUGGUCCAUUCAACGAAUGGGAAAAUAACCAAACCAAAGGAGCGAGAUAUUAACCACAGUCUCUUUAUUUCCUUUAUCCAUUGUUUGUUCUCAUUCUCUAUCCCCCCCCCUCUCAUACACCACAUUUUCUACGUUUUUUCCAUUCUUCCUCUUCAAGUACUUCCUUUUUUUCCCCCGCUACCGUCCUUCAAAUUAUGCGCCUUAAAACUCGAAUUACGUAACUACAAAAUCAUCCUACUUGAUCAAAGGUGGAAGAUGCUUGAACUUAGGAUCGUAUUAUAGCAGUCAGUUUCAAAUUCGAUCAAAGUACGAAAAUAUGCGCUUAAUACGUAGGAAGAAAAUCUUUUUUGAUCGCCUCUAGUCGAAUGAUAUCAAAUUAGUGAAUUUAACCUGUCACUAGAUAAGUUUAGAGGGUGGAACUUUUAAAAUUAGACUAUUGUUAAUUGCAUCGAUCAGUUGCAAACAGCGAUAAAAAAUUUCAAAGUGCGAAGUGCAUUUCGUGCUCGUGUAUCCUUAUCUGUUAUAAGAUAAUGCGAUUACUUUAUUUUUAAUAUCUGUCGAUAUCUUAUUUAGUUUCAAUUCUGUUACAUCAUAAAUAAUGCUAAAAAUUAUCAGUAGAUAUCGAAAGAAAAGAAGAGGGUUCAAUGUCCAUGCUUCGAGUUACGCAAAUAUUCUUGACUAAAAUAGUGUUCUGCCGUGCGAGCUAACGAUUCUCAUACCUCAUUCGUUUGGAUUAUUUUUAAAUAGUUAUGUCACCUCUAUAGAACUUUUGCGAAAAAUCCAUUCGAUUGAGUUUACUCUAAAGUGCUGUUAUAUCUUUAAUGCUCUACAUUGCCUGUAAUAAAAGCCGAGAUAGACUAAUUCGCUGGUAUUAGGUUCAGUAUCGACGGUUAAACAGAAUUCCGACGAAUUCGGAAAAUUUCGCGACAUAAUACGAAACGGGGUGUACUACGACGUGGUACGACUCGACUAGCACGUAAUCACCACAAUCCGGCGCUCGAAGGUCGCUCCUUUCUUCUCUUCUUCGUUCGUAACCUGUUCGUUUCUACUAUCCCCGUCUGGUUCGUCUUGGAUCUUUCUUUUUUGUUCCCCUUCCUCCUUGUCAGGGCACUCGCCACCGUGUCGAUUGUCCAUUCUAUCGUUGCCUGGCGUUACGUGUCGUCACGACUACGGAGGCUCGUCUGGAGGCUCGACCAAUCGGAUAGUAGAAGGGUAUAACAGCGCUUAUAUUUAUGACCUCGCAGUUGCCGUCACCUCUCGUGUUCCUUUUUUCUUCCUCUUCUAUACCCUCGCGCUCUCUGCUCCCUGCUAUCCUCUAUCCCUUCUUGAUCCUCCUGCCUCCGGCGAGUCUUUCUUUCUUCCUCUACCAUCGUUACGAACCUACAUAUACUAUACGUAACAUACACACACAUGUACGACUAAUCUCUCCUACUCUUUUAUGCCACCAUUUUUUCUCCUUCCUCUGACUAUUUCAACUUGCGUCUAUUUCUUAUAUGGAAUUUACGUGAUUUUUGAAAAUUUAGACGACACGAUAAUAUAAUAUUUCAAUUUUAAUUUUUCGUUAAAAUUCUUAAUCGAUCGAUCAAUCGAUCGGUAAUAUCAAAUGUAUCUGCAAUGUUAUAUAUAACCUCACCAUGCUCGGCUAUUGUUACGGUAGGCAAUAAUGGUUUUACAAUGUUUACGUAACGACUACUAAUAAUAUUCUCUAUUUUCGUCCAAUUUUUUCCAUAUUAUAUUUAUGUGGGAAUUAGCAUCGUCGGCGUUUAUCGUUGAAAUUAUCUCACUUGUUAUUUAAGGACAUCUACAUAUAUUAUUGAUAAAAAUAAAGUUUCGUGAUUACAAUAAUGUUUAGCACGAAGUAAUAUGAUAUGUUAGGUCGUGCUAAAUUGUGAAAGAUACGCGAUUUAGCAAGGAAUAAAAUGAAAUAGAAUUA